ACAAUCGGCAGCGCUCGGGGGCGGUCGGCGCGGUCGCCGCCGCCGGCCGGCCGGCAGUCCCUCCAGCGCCGCUCCCGCACCUCCUCGAGCGUCCAGCAUGUCCGAGGCGAGCUCCGCACCGUCGCCGCCGCGGCUCUGCCACCUGGUCAAGUGGCCCACGUUCGACGGCUAUGGGUUCAGCCUGCACACGGAGAAGGCCCGGCCCGGCCAGCACAUCGGCAAGGUGGACGCCGGCUCUCCGGCGGAGGCGUGCGGCCUGCGCGACCGGGACCGGAUCGUGGAGGUGAACGGGGCGCCCAUCUCCGGCUGGGGCCACACGGCCGUGGUGGCCGCCAUCAAGAAGAACCCGGAGAGAGUCAGUCUGCUGGUGGUGGACGAGAUCGGGUGGGAGUACUUCACCGGCAGAGGGGUGACCGUCAGCGCCGGCAUGGAGGGCGUGGUGGAGAGCUCCGCCGAGGGCCGUGAGCCCGGCAAACAGGCGAAAACCAGCCCCCCGAAGCCGGUGCACAAGGGUCCGAUCCCUGUGAAACCUCCGGUUCCGCCAAGCACCGACAAGAAGCAAGAGGAGGACUCCAAGAAAGAGGAGGACGACACCAAGCAGGAGGAGACCUCUACUCCAGCCGAGGCUGCCAAAAAUGAAAAUGGCUCUCCAGUAGCCGACGAAAAGGUCACUGAAAACAAGGAAGAAUCAAAUGAUAACCUGGAUAGCUCCCCUGACUCGGCGAAUAAAUCAGUGGCUGAAGAGAAAACGGAUUCAACCGAGACAGCGCAGAAUGGCUCGUCAGAUGAGCCAAAACCAGCGGAAAACGGGGCGAAGUCAGCGGAGGAGAAGACCGAAAAUGUGGAGGAACCUAAACCAGAGGACGACUCCAAACCUGUGGAGGACUCCAAACCUGUGGAGGACUCCAAACCUGUGGAGGACUCCAAGCCAGAGGAGGACUCCAAGCCAGUGGAUGAAUCUAAACCGACAGAAGAAUCCAAGCCAACUGAGGAAGUUAAAGCAGAUGAAGAAACUGAGGUGGCUGAAGAUGAAUCGAAGCCAGUGGAGGUAGAGUCGAAGCCGGCUGAUGACUCUAAGCCUGUCGAAGAGGAGCCUAAGCCAGCAGAGGAACCUAAACCAGCCGAGGAGGAGCCUAAAGCUGCGGAGGAGCCUAAGGUUGUGGAGGAGGAACCCAAGCCAUCGGCUCUUGAAGCCAGCCUGGUGCCUCAGAUCACUAUCACAACAGAGGAGCCUAGCGACGCGACUCCUGCAGAACAAGAAACGGGUGACGGCGUCGAACCGCCAAAGGAGGACGAGGUCGACAAAGCAGCAGAAGCUGUAGAAGAAACUACAGCGCCAUCGGCAGAGAUCGAGACAAAACCGACGGAGACAGAGACGGCAGAGACGGAGACGAAGCCAGCAGAGACGGAGCCGGCUCCUGCAGAGACGGCGAUGGCUCCUGCGGAGCCAUCUCCGUCUACUGAGCCCGAGACACCAGCAGAGGCGCCGGAGCCGGUAACGGAAACAGAGGCAACCGAGACGGAGACUGCCGAGACGGCCAAAACCGAAACGGCAGAGACUGAGACGGCCGUGAUGGAGACGGUCAAGAUCGAGACUGCCGACGCCGAGACUGUGCAGAAAGAGACGGAGGAACCAGCCAAGGAGGAACCAGAAAAGGAGGAACCAGUCAAGGAGGAACCAGCAAAGGAGGAGCCAGCCAAGGAGGAACCAGCCAAGGAGGAACCAGCCAAGGAGGAACCAGCCAAGGAGGAACCAGCCAAGGAGGAACCAGCCAAGGAGGCGAAACCAGACGGUUCCGAGCCGGGCAAGGUGGAGGAGACGGAAGAGAAGGCAUCUGAGGCGAAGGAGGAGAAACAAGUAGAGCAGCCGAAAGAGGAGCUGAAGCCAGCGGAGGGGGAGAAGUCCGAAGAUAAGCCUGAAGUGAAACCAGAACCACCAGUUCAGCAGGAGGAAAAGAAGGCGGAGCCGCAGGCCGCUCCCGCUGAACCCGCCCCAGCUGCGGCCCCGGCGAAGCGGGCGACUGCGACGCACGACUACGAGCCGAUCCAGUUCAACAGCGCCGCCGCCGCCGCCCCUGCCCCCGCUGCUGCCCCUGCUGUGGACCCAGCAGCGCCCUCCGGGACCACAGAGUCCCAGAAGGCCCGGCAUGACCCCGCGGCACCGCCUGCCUCGCCACCUACUGCUGCCACCGCCUCUCCGCCGGCACCGAACGGCAGCGCGGCUGCCGCCGCGAAACCGUCACCGUCAUCGGCUCAGAAACCAUCGCCGGCGUCCGCUGAGAAACCAGCAGCGGCUGCUAAAGGAGCCGAGAAACCAGCGGCUAAGAAGUCUGACAGCAUCGAGGAUGAGUCGUGGAAGAACCUGACGGUGGCCGAGAUGCGCGAGCGUCUGAAGGCCAAGAAGAGGCACGAUCCUCGCGAGGACAAGAUGUCGUUCAAGAGGCGGCAUGAGAUCGUCUCCAAUAUGUAAGGGUGAGCUGAGCGCUGAUGACAGGGUGAGGGAGAACGAUGACGGCUUCUGACUUGGACUCUCGUUCCAGAGCUGAUGUGAUGAAGUGUUGAUGACUGAGAGUGACAAGUUAGUGACUGAGGCAGAGUUGGGAGUUAGUGAGACGGAGUGGAGUUUCACUGGUGAGGUACUGAGGUAGUGUCUCACAGUGAUCUGCAGGACCGGUCGUGAUGCUACUGAGCUGCCACAAGGGCGUGUUAGAUCGGCAGAUCGCAGCCCUUCUCAUGUAUUUUUCAUCAGAGGUCACUGACAGCCGGAUAGCAACUCAAGGAACGUAGAUCGAGUGAAAUUAUUUCAGAAAUUAUUUCAGGUCGUCAUUGGUUUUUACUUCUAUUCUUCCGAACUCGCAUUGGCCAAACUAAGGACUAGGAGUAUCUUAUGCCUAGCUUUUAUGGCAAUAUUCUGAUGGGCAAGACUCUACAGAACACAUACCAUACCUAUCCUAGAGCCAUAAAUAACUCUCCAGUCAAUGCCACACCCAGUAAUAGCAAUCGACCGAAUUUGCAUUGCAUGGCGAAAUUUGCACCGUAAGUGUACUGUGGGACCGGCGUGAUCGCUAUAUGCAGAGUGGCUGUGGGCUGUGUCACCUCGUGGCCUUCGUAGCACAUCGAGGAUCAAAGCGCUGGAAACGGUGUCGUCAAGGCCUCGGCCGCAGUCAAGGAACAAUCGUGUGAUAUACUUACCGAGGCAAUGAUCAGAGACGAACAUUGACUUGGCCUGGAACUGGGCGGCAUGCAGUCACCGAUCACGGCUUUAGUGGGAUAAGAUUAUUGGCAAAAAUUCUAGAAGAGAUGGGAAGCUAUCGUUAAAUAAGUUUGCACAUUUAUUAGAAGGUGCAAUGUUCACUGCUUUGUGACUUCUACAUAGUUUGAAUUUUGAUACGAUACGAGCCGCGAGCCAGCGCAUAUAAAUGGAAGCGAGACAAAAAUAGAAAAUAGACGUUACACUGCACAACUUAAUUAUUCACACUACGCUUGUUAUGGAUGCAUGAUGUCUGAUGAGCAGAUGUGUUUAAAGGCUGUAGACAUGCCUAUACUUUCUGCGUUAUGGUUGUGCCAUUACCGUGUAGCAGCAGAGGUCAAUGUGAUUGGUUUAAUGUGGAGCUGAAAUCUGUAAAUAUAGUCGUUAUAGGCAUGGCUCGUUCAAACAUGCAUUGCUUACCCUUACACGCAUACGGCCCGGGACUGUUGCAUUAUAAUCGAGAGAUUGUGUAAUACUGAGUCGACCCCUGUGACCAAUCGCACCAUAUCAGUAAGUGACCUGUGAGCCCCUGUCUGUCAUGUGCGUCCACCCGCCGUCGCGGCCGGAGGAAUGUUCGGGUCUCACCAUUGAUUGUCAUUGGUGCGUUGAAGCUGAGCAAACCCCUGUAGAAGAUAUUGGAGGAUCCACACUCACAGCCGCCUCUGGAUGAGCGUGAAGUUAUGGCGACCGCUGUACGACCGUCACGCCAUGUAGAUCGAGUGCUGUUAGACAGCGUGCUUUGUUGUAUGCACUGCUGGUAGAAUCGAUAUAGCUCUUAUUAAUACAUUGUAUAUUCAAAA
This is a messenger RNA of Amphibalanus amphitrite, 4050 nucleotides long. RefSeq names its product cell surface glycoprotein 1-like. Gene Ontology annotation, cellular component: apical plasma membrane. Gene Ontology annotation, molecular function: protein binding; protein-membrane adaptor activity. The transcript has 4 exons. Gene Ontology annotation, biological process: protein localization to plasma membrane. The record is from RefSeq and is a predicted model, not a curated record. NCBI's taxonomy places the organism in Eukaryota, Metazoa, Arthropoda, Thecostraca, Balanomorpha, Balanidae. The coding region runs from base 98 to 2470 and encodes 790 amino acids.